Messenger RNA from Diuraphis noxia (Russian wheat aphid), 3431 nucleotides. RefSeq lists its product as uncharacterized. Gene Ontology annotation, cellular component: signaling receptor complex; plasma membrane. Lineage: Eukaryota; Metazoa; Arthropoda; Insecta; Hemiptera; Aphididae. The record is from RefSeq and is a predicted model, not a curated record. Gene Ontology annotation, molecular function: transmembrane receptor protein tyrosine kinase activity; ATP binding. Gene Ontology annotation, biological process: positive regulation of kinase activity; cell surface receptor protein tyrosine kinase signaling pathway; protein phosphorylation.
UGGUCAGUAUAAUUAUAAAAUGGGUUAAAUACCGAAAUGUGUGUGUGUUAAAAUUAUAAUCAUAAUAAUAUUACUGUGCGAACGCGAACCGAUGGCAAAAUUUGUGUAGUUCUAGUGUCGUCCCUGCGUGAUUUCUCGGAUAACUUUGAACCGGAGCUGCGUAAAAACCAUAAUGGAUACGAGUAAUUUGGACCGUUAAGAUGCUGUGCAAGUGCGGCCUUUGGUGCGCGUUCCUCGUAUUAUUGGUCGUUUCUGCCGUUUCUGCCGCUCAACUGAUCAAAGAUGAUUUGAUGUUGGUGAUUCCUACCAGUAUUCCGGCUGACGACGAGCGACCUGCGGCAGACCAUCGCCGGCAGCGCAAUGCAACCACCAGAUCGGUGGUCGGCACUCUCAGGAGAAUGCCGACGCCACCACAUCAUCGGGGAGAAUCCGGACCGGUUCCUUUGGACACACUGACGGAUGUCAACGAGUCGUCAAUGCCCCGGGUCAAGAAGAAGAUCAAACACAAACGGACGUGGGACGAACCCGAGGCUCAAGGAUCCGAAGUGCGGAAUGCCACUUCCAAGAGACCAGACCGGAUCAAAACCCGUAGGCGGUUGUUAGUUCCAUCAUCUAGCACGGCCAGAGCACUUCGGACGGCCGUCGUGUCUUCACCGCAAGAAGAAUCAUACUACGAUUUUGGCAAGAAGAUCAGACACCCGGUACAGUCGCAGUCGCCGUCCACGCAUACCACGGUAGAAGGACUCAACGCACCGUCGGACUCGGAAACCAGGACGUCAGUCAGGUUGCCAGUAGUCGUCCAGCAAGUGAUGCAAGACGCCAUUCCCCGAGCCAGAGUGCCCGGACCACCACCACAUAACCGUACCCACAGUGCCGUGGCAGCGACUAGGCGGCCUACAGAGAACUCGGCGCCUGUAGAAUGCUUGUAUCCGAGGUUCAGCAGGCGGAACAACAAAUCGCGGGCUCGGAGGGACGUACGGUGCUUGCCAGAAUCGGAUGGUAGGACCACGAGGAUACUGUCAACCGUCGUCACGUCUGUGUCAGUCAGGGGAAGCCCUCAGAAGAGAAAUGAUUCUACUGCCGAUCUCAGUCGUCAUUCUAUCGACAAUCACCGUCCAGCAGACGCCGCCAAUGAUGGUGACGACGCGACAGGCGUGUACAAUCACGUUUCACCUACGUCUACUGCGAGUCCGGACUCCACGGUGUCGGCGUACCCGAAAUUCAUUCGAAACCGAUACCGAAACAUAUCGCUGCCCGAAUACUUGGAAAUUACCAAAGUCAAUCAAAGACGGUUGAACGGCACGGCCGUCGCUGGAACCGCGACCAUAGCUUCCACCAUUGCCUUCAUCACUACAACUACCACCACCAUAUCCACAACCACCGCCUCAACUACAGCCACCCCCAUAUUUGCGUUGGCUUCCAGUCCGUCAUCCCCGGACCAUCCAGUAGAUGGUACCACUGAAACGCUGGACACGUCCACAACAGGCGACCGGUCUUCCACCGACACCUCUCAGCCGCCACCCACCGACUUGCAAGAUUUCAUUUACUUGAACAACGGUACGUCAGAAGCGCCUGCCGACGAUAUCCCCAAUGAUGCCACCACCACGGUUGCCUCCACCCUCCACACCACAACCACAGCYGAUGCAGCCGUCGAAGCCCGUCAAAGGAGGCCGCUACUGCAGCGUGGAAACGUCACAAGGCCAUCAGCUGAACACGAUGUGGGUGUAGUUUAUCCAGACGGGCUAACCACUUCCGUGUACUUUUUAACGUUUUUGGCCAUCGUUCCGUUGGUGUUGGUAAUUGUUUUCGCGUUCAAGCUGGCCAUGCGACGAAAAAAGAAGAAGGUGUUUGACAGUUCGGAAUAUUCUUCCGAGUACAACCGCAGCCCACUGGACUUCAACACGAUCACGUCUUCACCGAUCACCACGAAACUUCCCAGGGUACCGCAGCACAUCGUGUGGGACGCCGAGAAGACGCCCGCUAUGCCGGUGCCGAUGAGCAACAGUCGUUGGGAGUUCCCCCGGGAAAAGCUGCGGCUUCAGACCAUACUCGGUCAAGGCAAUUUUGGCCAAGUGUGGAAGGCAGAAGCGGAUGACAUUAGCGGACACGAGGGACUAACCAGGCUAGUCGCGGUGAAAAUGGUUAAGGAGGACGCAGCGUCCCGGGAGAGGGAAGAUUUGAUCAGAGAGUUGAGUAUUAUGCAACAUCUCGGGUCACAUCCAAACGUAGUCACGUUGCUGGGAUGCUGUACGGAGAAAGAACCGUAUUUACUGAUCAUGGAGUACGUUAUGUAUGGCAAACUAUUGGCGUUCCUUAGAGAUCGACGGACACGAUCGCAUUAUUUUAAUUUUAGCGACUCGACUGCUUCGCUCACGUCUAGAGAUUUAACUAUGUUUGCCUAUUGCGUAGCACGAGGAAUGGAUUUUCUGGUCUCGAAAAAAAUUGUGCACAGAGACUUGGCCGCAAGAAACAUAUUGGUUGACCACAAUAAAUUAUGCAAAAUAGCUGAUUUCGGUAUGUCCCGCAAUGUCCGAGACACUAACCAAAUUUACGAGCAAAGGCAUACCAAGGGUGCCUUGCCUAUCCGUUGGAUGGCACCAGAGUCAUUGCACUAUAGUAUAUUCACAUACAAGACUGAUGUGUGGAGCUUCGGUGUACUGAUGUGGGAGAUCGUCACUCUAGGUUCAACCCCUUACUGUACCAUGGGUGCCAGAGAAGUAAUGAGACGCGUGCGGGAAGGCUACAGACUCGACAAACCUGCACACUGUCGAUCCGAAUUGUUCAGGGUGAUCACCAAGUGUUGGGCAGCCGAUCCGUCCAAGCGACCCACAUUCRCCGAGCUGAAACAAGAGCUGGGUGCACUCCUGGAAAAUCCAGAGUUUGAGGGUAGCUAUGUGGACCUGGAGAGCCUCGUUGAUGAGUCAGACAACAAUGCCAAGGACAGACAAUAACCACAUAAGUGUAUUUAUAGUCUUGUAAGCCAAAAGCGAUCUCCCAAGAACGUUUUUUCGAUUUCUUCGCAAAAGGAUUACAAAAAAAUKACAUUAUUUUUUCGUUAGAUUCCUUUUUGAUUUACACGGCAUUUAAGUAGUUUUAUACUUAGAACAAAUAUAUUGUAGACACAGAUGAUUAUUAUAGUCAUUUYGGAUUUGAUUUGUUUUCAUUUWAUCGUAACUGCAAAAUGCAAAUAUCACGAUUGAAUACAAUAURCAUGUUAUUUAAAUCCAUAUUAUUUAUAUACGAUAUAUAUGUAUACAUAUAUUAUUAUUAUAUUAUAUAUAUWUUUUUAUUUUACCUAAUGYAGUGAAGUGGAAAAGAACUGAUUUGAUGUAUUUGAUGAACAUAAAUCAAUAUGAUUGUAAUUUAAAAAACAUAAAUACAUACUAUAUAAUAUAGUAUGUAUAACAAUAGAUAUUAAGUUUAUUUGUCUA